AUGCUAACUAAUCAUAAUACAAAUUUAUUGGAAUUAAAAGGGUUUCAGAUCUCACAAAUUGCUGCUGAUCCUAUAGGACGUUGUGUUGCAUUAUGUGGAACUGAUGAACUUGUAAUAUGCCCAUUGAAACAUCCUUCACAGUACAGUGGAUUUUCCUUACCUUCAAAGUUAGGAUGCUCUGGACUUGCUUGGCACCCAAAUGAUCAUACGAAACUUGCAAUUGCACGUUGCAAUAGAUGUGAACUACUUCUCUGGGAUGUCAAUGAAUGUCGAUUAAGUACAAACACUAGUCUGGGUGGAUAUGUUCGUGUGAUCAAUUCACUGGAUUGGAGUCCAGUCCAUCCAUUUCUUAUAGCUACUACAUCUGCAGAUCAAUUUCGUGCUAUUUGUGUUUGGGAUUUAAGAGAUAUGUCAAGACCAGUUCGAGCUAUAGAAUCUCUUUCUUCACCAAUUAUUGUCAAAUGGAAUAGAUUUUUGAGUGGAAAAUUUGCAACCUGUCACUCAUCUGGUGUUCGUACUUGGGAUUUGCGGUCUAACGUUCCAGAACAGUACAUCUCUGUACAAGCUGAUCACGUUCGUGAUUUUGAUUGGUCGCCUCAGAAUGUCAAUCAAAUGGUGACAGUCAAUGAAUGUUCUGAAAUGCGCCUAUGGGAUAUUGAAAAUCCUUCAUAUCCUCUGAAAAAGGUCCGAUUUCAUGAAAUCAAAUUGAAGAAAGUAAUUUAUACUCCUUCAGGUGAUCAUAUUAUUAUUUUACCAGAGCAGUCUCAUUGGUCAGUUCAUGGGAUAUCUGUGUGGUCCAGUGCCAAUUUGACACAAUCUCAUGAUUUAUUUCAAGUAAUAGAAAGUCAUGAUAAUAGUAACACUAAAAAUAGUGGGAUUGCUGUCAAUAAAACGUCCACUAAUGGUAUGGUGAAUUCAAACAAUAAUAAUGGUAAUAAUAAUAAUAAUCACAUAAAUGAUCAGCAGAUUUGUCAACCACGUUCUACAGAUUCAUAUAUACUAGAUAUGAAUUGGUUGAUAUGCUCCUCUUCAAAUCUCCCAUUUUCUUCAUCGACAAUGACAGAUGAUCAUGAAUUAACGACAAAUUUUAUUCUGGAUAAUGAAAUGUCGACAACAAAUCAAAAUUUAGAGUAUUGUCCUAAGAAAAAUGUACAUUUACUUACUUGGUCAAUGGAUAAUAUACUUCGAGUUUAUCCAAUUCAUUUUAAAUCAAUUUCACUUCAUGAUAAUGAACCAUUAUUAAAUCAAGCAAAUAAACAAACAAGAAUAAUAAAAGAAAAAUCAGAAGAUUUACUAGAUGAUAAAUUAUCAACGAAUUUCAAUCCAAAGACAAAUCAAUCAAAGAAGUUUGGUAAUGCUCCGACAAGCAGUUUAAAUAAACCAAAGAUCGUUGACUCACAACUUCGUGGUGAAGAUUUUGGCCAACGUUCUUCUGUCUCUAAGUCAUGUUUAUCUAUUUCGAAAAGUGUAUUGAAUGCAGAUCCCAAAUGUGCAAAUCAAGAAGAUAGUGCAUUCCAAUUUCUCGCUCAAGAAUUAUCUUUGUUAAGCCAUAGAGCAGGACAAUAUAAGUUAGAAGAAAUGGAUCUUAUCAAUCGUACAGCUAAAUUAAUUCUAUUUUACUGUCGUCGUAAUCAUCAUCAUCAUUAUUCAUUAUGUUCAGUAACAAAUACACUUCGAAGACGACGUCAUAGUUCUGUAAUGAAUAAUGAAGGUCUUGAUAGUCUACUAUUACCUUCAACCACUGAUCUGAUCUCACAAAUGGAAUUUUCAGAACAUUCAAAUUUUUGGAAAGCACACCAUCGUAAUUUAUCAUCGACAACUGAUACUGAACAUACAAUAUCGAAUCAGAUUAGCAAUAGUAAUAGUGCUGUUAGUGUUGAUAAUGAAGAGAGUACGCAUUUAACAAACGAUCCAUCAAAUCAUUCAACCUUUGAUAAUAGUCAUGAAUUAGAAAAUUCGACUAAUAACAAUACACGUAACUGUGAAAUGCCAUUAGCUGGUUCAAUUAUAUUAAGUAUAGAAUUCCCUGAUAAUUAUCCAUUAAAUGGAGCUAUACCUGAAUUUCAUGUACUUGAUUGCAGUCCACCUUUACCUCCAGAAGUACUAGAUGAAUUAAGAAAUGUUUUAUAUUCAACGGCAUCUGAACUAGUGUCCACCUCACGUGGUUGUGUUGAACCAUGUAUAAGAAAUGCUGUGAUCACUUUACAAACAUAUCCUACAUUAAACAAUCAAAUAGAAAGUAAUUCUAAAAAAUUAAACUUAACAAAUUUAUCUACUACAAAUUAUGAUAUGUUUAAUGUUAAUAUGGAUAAAUUGAAUAAACCAAUUAUUGAUACAACAGCUUCAAUGAAACAAAAAUGUCACUAUACAAUAGGUAUUCCUUUCCCAAGAACAUCCGGUGUUCAUUUUACCACGAAUGGUCUAAUUGUAACAUUUGGUCUACCAGAAUCUUUGUCAUUUAUACGUAAUUCAUUGAAAUUAACUUCAUCAGAUGUUAAUUGUCAAGUAGAUUUAACAAAUACUACUACUACUAAUAAUAGUAAUGAUAUAAAAAAAGAUUGGACACCACAAUCCUUCAGUGAAUACCAAAAAUUUAUUCAUCGAUUGUCAUCAACAAAUCGUGAAUAUAAUAAUUAUAUGAAAAGAUCAUUUCAGAAUUGUAUUGGAAAUAUAAUUGAUUCAUUUGCUAGAUUCGAGGUAGAUUGUAAGGAACAACAACGACAAAAACAUCAACCUCAUGAAAAACAGAAAUGUAUCCAUGAAGUAGUUGACAAAAAUAGAUUAUCUUUUAAAAUGAAUACAGAACUUAAUCGAAAUUCAAUUAAUUCAACAGCUGACGAUACUGAAGUAAAGAAUUCUUUUGAGUCGUCUCGUGUGACGGAGCAAAAAUGGCUCAAUUCCAUUUCAACAACACAUCCCAACUCUCCUGAUGUUCAGAAUCCAAAUGAAAUGUUCUUCAGUCAUUUCAGUAUGAUUUAUCCAUCUACUAUUCAAAUUUAUGAUAUGAGCCCUUUAAUCUGGGAUCGGCACUUAAUGUAUGAAUACAGCUUAAACACCGAAAAUCUACAACAGAUGUGCAUUCACAAUCUUCAUGCAGUUUAUAAUACUCAUCGAAAGGAUCUUAUUCGAUUCUGGCAAUAUGCUCUAGUUAUGUCAAUUUCACUUGGUCACACAGAUCAUUCUCACCAAGUUCAUCAACCUUUAGCUUCACAAUUAAUUGGAAGACCGUUAUUUGAUACAUGGAUUCGCCAUUUCCUUCGUAUACAUGAUGUUCAAAGUUUGGCAAUGUUAGUCCUUGUACUUCAAAGUUUAAAUCGUAUCAAUGAACUUAAAUUCGACACAUUUGAUGGCUCAAAUAUUUCACUAAAUAAACUCGAGAAUACUACCACUUCGCUGUCAUCUGUGAACAACUUUUUGGAAACAUAUUCAUUAUGUCACAUGAAUGAGUCAGAAAAGACAAUAAAUCUGUUAGGAUGCAAUACAGUUGCCAGUUCCUCAUUAGAACAACAAUCGUCAUUUACCUUAGAUAACUCUGAUGAAACACAGAGUGAAUUCAGUUUAGUAUUUGGCCAGUCAAACGAAAAUAUGAACGGUUGUCCCAUAGAACAACUUCCUCCAAAGGAAUUAUCGAUCAAUUCAAUUUGUGCUUAUCAAUCAAGGUUUGUCCAUCCAAAGGAUUUGUUUUCAUUCGAUCACUACAUUUAUGUUUACGCUAGCAUUAUUUACUCUCUACACGAAUACAUUUUACACGCUCGUCUUCUUCGAUCUUGGUCGUACAAUAUCCGUGCAAAUUCAUUAUCCCAUGUAUGGCCUUACGUUCAAACAAAUGCUUUGAUUCUACUUUCAUGCCCAGAAAUGCGAUGCAGUUCUAACUUAGUUCCCAAACACUCCAAUGGAUCUCUUAAGUCUGCACAGUGUACACAUUGUCAGUGGGAGGUGAAUUUAGAGAAUCACCAAUCUACUACAGGCCCUCAGAAACCACAAAGAUUGUUAAUCUGUACUGUAUGCCGAAAUAGCUGCAAAGGACUUGUUUUAGUUUGUCCAUUGUGCAGUCAUGGUGGACAUGUACAUCAUGUUUCCACAUGGUUUAACUCAGUUGGUAGAAAUAAUUUACCUAGACAAUGCCCCUUUAUUAAUUGUGAGUGUUUUUGUUUUGUUAAUGAAAUGUAUUCAACUCAAACGGUAUGA
Messenger RNA from Schistosoma rodhaini, 4188 nucleotides. Lineage: Eukaryota; Metazoa; Platyhelminthes; Trematoda; Strigeidida; Schistosomatidae. The record is from the annotation of a GenBank genome assembly.